Ceraceosorus guamensis is the source of this 1589-nucleotide messenger RNA. RefSeq names its product DUF862-domain-containing protein. Gene Ontology annotation, biological process: protein deubiquitination. The transcript is spliced from 5 exons. The record is from RefSeq and is a predicted model, not a curated record. Gene Ontology annotation, molecular function: deubiquitinase activity. Bases 159 to 1235 code for a protein of 358 amino acids. Lineage: Eukaryota; Fungi; Basidiomycota; Exobasidiomycetes; Ceraceosorales; Ceraceosoraceae.
CUUCAAGGCUGUCCCGCUUCCUGCUAAGCUCUCCUCGUUGCCAAGGUCAGCGACGCCAUACCUCAUCGGCAAUUCGUGACUUCUAAUGCGAUUUCUCGUCGACCGACCGGGCCACCGACCACUCAGAAUCGUCUCGUCGCGCACAAGGAUCAACCAGCAUGUCCCCUCAAACGCUCGAAUUCGCAUCUCCCAGCGCUCACGGCACGCCAGUCUACUUGACAGUGUGGGACUUGUUGCCGCCUUCUAGAUGGGCAAGCUUUGCCUACAAUUGUGGCUUCGGAGUGCUGCACACGGAUGUUUGGCUGCCUGAUGCUGCCACCGAGUGGGGUUACGGAGGGCACGAUGUUGCCUCUGUGACUGGCAUCUUUGCUCUGCCUCGUGACGGCGAGACAGGUAGACCAGAAGAUGGGUUGUCCAGGCUUGGCCCGCGCAAGAUCCCAGCACCCGGUCCUAGCCCGUUGCCGGACGCUCGAUACGUAGGUAGUUGGUUCAUAGGCUAUGCUGGGGCCCCAGAAGUAUCGCAUACGCAAGCAGAGCAGGCAUCGCAAAGCUCAGAUACUGGCGCUACUCCGUGCAUUCCAGCUGGUUCUCGGCUUGAUCGCCCGAACAAGGAGACGGGCAGGUGGGCAGCGCCUCAGAGCGGCUGGAGCGCGUACUUGGAACCUCGAGUGGGCGAAGCGGACGCAUCGACGGGCUCGGGCGGACGCCAACGGAGUGCAAGGCACAGAGGCGCUCGUGCACGGAGCUUAGCUUGGUCUCUCAAAGUGAUCAUGGAGAUGAAGGAAGACCCGCAGUAUUACGGCACCAACUACGAUCUACUGGCUCGCAACUGCAAUCACUUUUCAGAUGCCCUGCUGCAGAGGCUCACUGGUGCGCGACUACCCGGGUGGAUAAAUCGCGCAGCGUGGGUGGGUGCUGCCGUCACCUCGUUCAUCCCUCAAGGCUUGCUCGAAUUGCAGACAGGUGUGGAGCCGGAGGAAGGCGAGGUCUCCGAUGCGGAGGAUGUGGACGAGUCGUCAAGGCUAUCGCUGAUGAAGGAGGCAGUAAGCGAAGAGUCCAAAAUCGAUAUGAGCGCUUCUGCGGCCUCGUCAGCCGAGCCUCACAAGCAUACACCUGGCAUCUCCGAAGUCAUGAGUACCGUCGCCCAUGCAGAAGGAGCCGACAAGGCUGCUCAGGCCGCUCACGCCCCGGGCGCUGCCAAUAAGAGUAUCAAGGGCAGCGCAGGCAAGCUUUGAGCGCAGCAGUCUCCUCACAAUAUACCCAAGGUCGCAACAGAGGCAUUUGCAACGCUGUCUCCGACAAGCAAAUCAACUUAGAGAAAUUGCAGUUCGUAGUAUGGCAAUGACAGACGUACAUAGCGACGAAUGCGAGGCUAGAGUAGCUUAGUCGAACACAAUGACGUUCUUUGAGAAGGCAAUGGACACAAUAGUCAGUCAGGCAACUUCGCAAUGCGCUAGCCGAUGUCGAGGCAACUCACUCUGAACUUGGGCUUGCCGUUGAGCACGCCAUCAAGCGCGUCAUUCGCCUUGUCGAGAGGGAAUUUAUGCACCAUUGCCUUGACAUCUUCGGCCACGGAAAACUUGAUGGUC